AUGCGCUCCAGCAUCGCGUGCGCGCGCUGCCGCCGCAGCAAGAUCAAGUGCGUCAACGCCGGCAUCGACACCACCUGCCGCGCCUGCGACUCGUCCGGCCGCCAGUGCGUCUACCCGGCGCCGUCCAGCACCGCCAGCAGCCACCCUGGUGGCCCUCCGGCCACCGCCGCCGCCGCUGCCAAACGCGAGCUGCCCGACGACCCCGAUGCCCGCCAGAGCCCCAAGCGCGCACGCCCACGCAAGCCUGCCCGCGAUGCCGCCCACAAACCACCCGCGCUGCCCGGCGCACGCUCGCCGCCGCCGCUGCUGCUUGACCCGGCCGUGCUGACGCCGCCUGUCUGGGAGACGCUGUUCGACCUCUUCCAGCGCCACUGCGCCGCGGCCCUGCCCUUCCUGCACCCCGCCGUCUUCCUCGCCCACACCCGCGCCCUCGCCGCGGCGACGCCGACUACCACCACUGCUUCUGCGCCCUCUCCGCGCCCCAGCCCCGGCCCGCCGCCCGACGCCGCCCGCCCGCUACUGCUGCUGGGCGUGCUGACGCUGACCGCACGCUUCCACGCACCGCUGGUGGCCGCACACCACCACGCCUACCACACGACCACCGCACACCCACACCCGUCCGCCGCCCUCGCUGCCUCCGAGCACUACGCCGCGGCGCUGCGCGCACGGCUCGCGGGCCCCGAUGGCGCCGACCUGGCCGCGCCCGACCUGGCGCGCGUGCAGGGCCUGCUGAUGCUGGCGCUGCACGAGUGGGGGAUGUGCCGCGGGCCGGCGGCGGCGCUGUACGUGGCGAUGGCGGUGCGGCUGGCACAGGCGCUGGGGCUGGCGCGCGACGCCGACGCCGACGCCGACGACAACGACAACCACGAUGACCCUCAACGACAGCAGGACGGCAGCGCCGACGAUGUGAUCGAGCGCGAGAUCCGCCGCCGCACGUUCUGGAGCUGCUUCGUGCUGGACCGGCUGCUGAGCAGCGGCGCCGCCGCGCGCCCGCGCAUGAUCAAGCGCCGCCACCUCGCGCUGCAGCUGCCCAGCGACCAGGCCUUUGCCUUUGGCGAGCGCGUGCGCACCGCGCGCCUCGACGAUGCUGUGGUUGCUGCUGGUGCUGCUGCUGGUGCUGGUGCUGCGGGCGGCUCGGCGCGCGCGCGCAGCCUGGAUCCCCCGCGCCAGCUGCCCGCGCUGCACCGGCGCGGCAGUGACGGCGUGGACGCUGGGCGCGAGCGCUGGGAGGUCGGCGCCGAGGAGUGUGUGCUGAGCCGGCUGAUUCGUAUCAUCCGGGUCUGGGGCCGGGUUGCGAAGUGGUCGUGCGGCGACGGACGGAGGUGA
This is a messenger RNA of Ophidiomyces ophidiicola, 1326 nucleotides long. RefSeq lists its product as uncharacterized. Lineage: Eukaryota; Fungi; Ascomycota; Eurotiomycetes; Onygenales; Onygenaceae. Gene Ontology annotation, molecular function: zinc ion binding; DNA-binding transcription factor activity, RNA polymerase II-specific; DNA binding. The coding region runs from base 1 to 1326 and encodes 441 amino acids. Gene Ontology annotation, cellular component: nucleus. The record is from RefSeq and is a predicted model, not a curated record. The transcript has a single exon. Gene Ontology annotation, biological process: regulation of DNA-templated transcription; DNA-templated transcription.